[Candida] anglica is the source of this 666-nucleotide messenger RNA. The record is from the annotation of a GenBank genome assembly. NCBI's taxonomy places the organism in Eukaryota, Fungi, Ascomycota, Pichiomycetes, Serinales, Debaryomycetaceae.
AUGAUUGACGAUAGUUUGAAAAUAUGUACUGUUUGUGCUUCCAAUAAUAACCGUUCUAUGGAAUCGCAUAAACAACUUCGAGAUGCUGGAUAUGAUGUGAAAUCAUUCGGUACUGGAUCUGCGGUGAGAUUACCCGGUCCUCUGAUAGAUAAACCCAAUGUGUACGAGUUUGGGACACCUUAUGAAGAUAUAUACCAGGACUUGACAACUCAGGAGUGUCGCAAGAUGUACGAAUCCAAUGGGUUGAUCCAUAUGAUUGAUAGAAAUAGACAUAUAAAGCGAGCACCAGAAAAAUGGCACGAGAAUGCAUAUGCUGGGAAAUUUGACUUGGUUAUCACUUGUGAAGAAAGAUGUUUCGAUUCCGUGUUGGAUGAUUUGAUGGUGCGAAUGGUGGGGAACAAUACUCCGGAAAACGAAGUCCGUAGAACCGUACAUGUGAUCAAUAUCGAUAUUAAGGAUGAUAAUGAAAAUGCCAUUAUUGGUGGUCGAGGAAUCUUGAAAUUAGUCAAUAUGAUUCAUGCGUUCAAGCGUAAGGCGCAUGAGAAGGAUGGUAAUGAAGAGGAUACGUCGCAAUAUAUCCUUGAAGAUCAAAUGAUGAAGAUCUUAACCGAAUGGCAAAAGCAACACACUCACUUGCCUACAUUAUACAGUGUUACUUACUACUAG